This is a messenger RNA of Manis javanica (Malayan pangolin), 8082 nucleotides long. RefSeq names its product transmembrane protein 65 (gene TMEM65). Gene Ontology annotation, cellular component: mitochondrion. The record is from RefSeq and is a predicted model, not a curated record. Gene Ontology annotation, biological process: regulation of cardiac conduction; cardiac ventricle development. Lineage: Eukaryota; Metazoa; Chordata; Mammalia; Pholidota; Manidae.
AUGUCCCGGCUGCUCCCUCUGCUGAGGAGCUGGACCGCGGGCAGCCUGAGGCAGGGCCCGGCCGCCGCCGCCGCCGCCGCCGCCGCACCCCGCCCGCCUUCCUGGUGCUGCUGCGGGCGGGGGCUGCUGGUGCUCGCGGCCCCGGGCGGCCCCCGGGGACUGGGCACCCACCCUAAGAAGGAGCCCAUGGAGGCGCUGAACACGGCGCAGGGCGCGCGGGACUUCAUCUACAGCCUGCACUCCACCGAGAGGAGCUGCCUGCUCAAGGAGCUGCACCGCUUCGAGUCCAUUGCCAUCGCCCAAGCAUGCAGAUAUCCCAAACCUGAGAUUGCCAUUGUAAAACGAGCGAAAGAGGUGUCAUCAGCAGAGACCCCUGAUAGUUUUGAAAAAUUGGAAGCUCUACCACCCACCCCAGGACAGCUGAGAUAUGUAUUCAUCCACAAUGCGAUACCUUUCAUAGGGUUUGGUUUUUUGGAUAAUGCAAUUAUGGUUGUCGCAGGAACACAUAUUGAGAUGUCUAUUGGAAUUAUUUUGGGAAUCUCAACUAUGGCAGCUGCAGCUUUAGGAAAUCUUGUGUCAGAUUUGGCUGGACUUGGACUUGCAGGCUAUGUUGAAGCUUUGGCUUCCAGGUUAGGCUUGUCAAUUCCUGAUCUCACACCAAAGCAAGUUGACAUGUGGCAAACACGUGUUAGUACACAUUUGGGCAAAGCUGUUGGGGUGACUAUUGGCUGCAUUCUAGGAAUGUUUCCUUUGCUUUUCCUUGGAGGAGGUGAAGAGGACGAAAAACUGGAAACGAAAAAUCAACCCUCUUAGAGUACCUGUAAAAAGUCGUAAACUAAUGUUACCUCAAUUAUUAAAUAUGCUGUCACAACACUUAGGAAUUAAGACAGUAAUAGUGUAUAGAUAAUGGGAUCAAAUAAUUCAGCAUGUAUUAUGGAAAACACUAACUUAUUGUGGCUUGGUUUUCUUAGAACUUCUUUUUAAAAAAACUGUUUAGUAUCAUUAUGUGUAAAUUGUUGAAAUGCUUUUUCAUCAAUGGCAGUCAACAUUUUACCUUUUUUGCUCUCUUUCUUUAUAUAUCAAAAUAUCAUUUUAGUAUCAGUCAUUGACAUACUGUACUGACUUGGGGUUUUCAUAUUGUUCCUUAAUGUGUACAUGCACGAAAACGUUAUCUGUUUUUGUUGUUCCCUGUAGUUACAAUUCAACCUUAAGAUUUUUUUCUGAAUUACCUAGGAUGUUUAAUAUCAGUUACAGAUUUUUUUUACUCUUUUUGGCAACAUCAAAUCUGUAACUGUUUCACAGUAGACAUUUACAAUCAUAUAAUCCAGUCAUUUUUUAAAACUCUCACAAGUAUUCAAAAUGGACACAGACUAAUGAUUACUUUAGGGUCUUUUUAAUGGGUAUUGUGGAUGUACCAAGGAAUUUGACAUGAUACUUGGAAAUGAAAAGGCUAAAAAAAAAAUGAUUUUUUUAGAGAAGUAGAAAAUGGGAACUGUGAAUAAGGUUUAUGGCAUAAAUGGCGAAGGUGAAGUGAUGUUUGUAAGGUUAAUGAGGUACAGUUAUAUUGUUCAGGAAGGAAUUCCCACCCCCCCAACAAAGUGUCUUCUUACCAUCUGAAUUCAGUGAGACUCAGUACUCCAUACUCUUAAUCCUAAUGUCAUUGUAUCCUGUUCAGUGAAUUUUAUUUCUGAGUAACUUAUUUUGAGGUGAAAACUAUUUUAUGUUUUCCUAUUUGCUAUAUACAGAAUAAUAAUCAAAAGUUACUUUCUUUCCCCCUUUUUUUGGUCUUUUUGUCUUCUUUUCUGGUAUUUAAAUCAUAUUCUAGAUUGAAGUUACUUAUUUCUGGCCUUUGUAUCUGACUUAAGUAUAACCAUGUAUGAAGCAUAAAUUUUAAUUUUAUGAACACUUAAGUUUAUUAGCAUGUGGUCUAUUGCACAUGCUAAAAUGUUCUCCUUAAGAAUAAUUAAACAUAUCAUGGAAGAAAAGUGCAACUAAAAUUACAAUUUGGGCCACUGAAAUUAUUUAUGUUGCUAAAAUGAUGCAAAAGAAAGGAAACUUAAAAGAUGGCUAUGUGUAUAGCUACCUUUAAGGUUUUAUUUGCACAUAUUUACUUUAAAGUCUUAUUUUCAAAGAAACUGGGUUUUUUCCCCCCACAAAGCGUUUGUCAUAAAUUAUCUUCUGUGUACUUCAAAAUAAUUUAGUGCUAUCCUUUAAUCAUAGAUUUUUUUAGGGUAAAGAAGAAAAUAAAUCAAACAAUACAAAAAUAAAUAUAUAACAUUCUUAUUGUGUACAAUAUAACAGUCUCAUUUGAUCAAAUUAGAAUUAUAGAACUUGACUUCUUAAGUAGAAUUGUGGUUUGUGUCUCCCACAUAAUACUUCACACACACACACACACACACAUAAUUUUUUUCUGGAUGGUAGGAUUACAGUACUUUUUAAAAAAUUUUUUGUAAAUGUUUAAGUGCUUUUGUCCCUAACUUGUAUAUUGCCAGUUCUUUCUGUUUUCUAAAAAAGUAUUUUAUUGUGGUUAAAUUUUCAUUUAUUAAUUAAAUCCCAUAAUCAGAAACCUUGCCUGUGAGUUUAGAAAGGGCAUUUGAUUAUUGGUUUCCUUUUUUUGAUCCUUAAAAAUAAUCCAGUCCUACAGAAGCUUUCAGUUUUGCUGAAUAUCUGCAGAAUUAUUGAAGAUGUUAAAACAUGGGAUAUAUAACCUUCAUAUUGAAAGAUAAUUUAUGGACAAAAUAAAAAUUUGAAUGAUUCAGAUAAUUAAUUUUCAAAAAAUGGAGCCCUUUUGUCAGAAAACCUAAGGCACUUAUUUUUUCAGGAUCUGAUUAUACAUUAGUAUGCAUUGCACAAUGCGAUUUCUGAAAAAUGGUUCCCUUUAAGGUAAUGACUUCCUAUAAACACUUUCAUGUUGUCACAAAGAACCUUAUUUCAGGUUAAAACUGGAAUUCUCAUUUCUCAUUUUGCUUAUGUCUUUAUUGGGAGCACUAUAAUUAUGUUUAAAUGCAACAUACACUACUUUAUAUUGUUCAUUUGAAAUUCAUGUUCAUGUGUUAUGAUUUGUUUACUUGUUGAUGCAUGUAAAUUAGGUGCAUUUUGUUGUCACUGUAUGUUAAAUGGUGACCAAUGUUUUUACAAAAGAAUUGAGCAAAAAAGUCUUCUAAGAAAUUUGGAAUGUAGUUUUGACUUUGAAAUUUGAUUUUCUGUCUAAUCUCAGUCUGGCCCUAGUUUUUCUGUCAUUAAGGGAAAUAAGAUUAACAAAUGCUGAAAGAGUAAAAUGGAACUAUUUACCACCUCUCUGAAAUCCACACUUGAGAUACAUUACAGAUUAUGAGAGAAGAAUGAUCCCAUAUUGACAUCUAAUAGGAUGUCCAAAAAAAGCUUUAGGUGGAAGGAUUAACGCAAAUCACACUGAUGGGUAUUUACAGCAGAGAUAUCCAAGCCUUCCAUAUAUUAACACUACAUUUACUUUAUCGUUUUCUCAAAAAGGUGAAUUUUGAAGGUAAUGGAAAUUUAUCUUUUCAUCAAAAGUCCGUGUAAACCAUUUUGAAGCGAAUUUUCCUCAUUUUAUUUUUUUUAUUGAAGUACAGUUGAUCUACAAUAUUGUAUUGAUUUAAUGUAUACAGCAUAAUGAUUCAGUAGUUAAUCUACAUUGUUAAAUGCUCACCCCAGCUAGUGUAGUUACUGUCAACAUAAGUCUUCCUGAUUUUACAAUUAUAUUUUCUUGCCACAUUAAAAGAGUGUAUUAAAUGUAAUCUUUUUAAUAGUGGCUAAGCAUCAUCUUCAUGGACAUUAAUAUUGUGCUUUAAUGAAGUACCUUAGGAAUCUGGUUUUUGUAGUUUUUCAUAUUCCUCCCAUUUUUUUACUACUCUCUCUCUGGCAACUGCUUUAUCUCUCUAACCUGCUGCUUCUCAGCUGUAUGGACUCAGAAACUAGAUGCCAGUGUUACCAUAAAUUAUUCAGGAAAUAUUACAAUAUAGGUUAUGGAACUUGAGUGAGAUGAUGAUGGUGCUAAUGAUGAUGAUGAUGAUAAUAAAUAUAAUGUUAACUCCCUUUUAUCAUGCACUUAUUUGGUGCUAUGUAAAUACUUUACACAUACCACAUUCAAUAACAUUAUUAAUAACUUUAAUAACAACAUUAAGUUGGUGCUAUUAUUAUCCCUGUUUUAUAUUGGGUAUAAUAUGGAGACAUGGAGAGGUUAAUUUCCCCUUGAUGUCACUACUAAUAAGUGGGUUGGACUCUGACUUUGUCCAAGUGUGAAGUCUGUGCUCUUACCUGCUAUUCAAUAGGGACACCAGUUGCAUGGACUUUGUAACAUCUGUUCUCUGCUUAGGUUCCUUUUUACCUCCAGAUUUGUGGAGUUAUUUUCUCAUCUAUAACCUAAGGUAAUUGUACUUAUAUUCUCACAGUUCAUUUAAGAAGUUCUAUUUUUGGGACUUGGACAUUACUAAUACUGUGUGCUUCGAACUGUUUAAGGUGCUGAGCGAACAGCCAGAAUAUCCCCAGACUCUUGGAGCUUAUUCUGUGGAGGGCCUCGGUAGGGCAAGAUAACACAGAAAAGCAAAUAAACACUUAAAUAUCUUUUUAUGUCAGAGGGUGACGAGUUCUACAGAGAUGAAUGAAACAAGGUAAGAGGGAUAGAAAGUACCAGUAGUCACAUGGGUUAUUUUUAUAAAGGGUGGUCAGGGAAGACCUGAGAAGUAAGAGCAUAACACAGAUACCUACAAGGAGAAGUUAGCACACUAGGUUCUAGAAAGUUGAUAUUAAGGAAAUCUCAGACAUAUGAAAUAUACUUCACGUUGGAAUGCAUUAUAAGAUUUUUUGGUUUUGCAUUAUUAAUAUUUUUGGAUUAAGUCUAAGUUUUAACAUUUAAAUAUUAAUUAAUACUCCCUGAGUAUUUACCAGCAUCAGCAGAGGGAAAUGGCCCAGAAACCUGAGGAAGCCGCCCCAGAACUCAAAAAGUCAAUCAAUAAUAUAUCAGCAACUAAUUUAGGGUUUAUUGUUUGCUUAUAAUGAAACUUUAACAGAUCACUUGUUUUUACUAAAGCAAUAAAUGCUAAUGGUAUGUUAUAUGAGUUGUAACACUGAAAUUAGUUUUUUCUUUUCUUUUAGAAAUGCAGUAGUCAUUAAAGCAGAGACAUAUAAUGUUUUAAUUCUGAAGUUUCCAGGACUUUCAGGGUCUACUUAUCUUAUGCUGACAGCCUUAUGAAGCACAUGGUUUUUGUAUUGGUUUUUAUAUGAAACUUUAUACAUCAAACAUGUUAAUGCCUUUGAUAAAUCUAUGAAUGAAAAAAAUUUGAGCAAUUUUUUUAUUGGCACAAAGAUUAAAAAGGUAGGUUAGGCAUCUGAGAGAUUAUAUAAUUCUACAACUACAAGUCACUUUUUAUUUAAGAAUGAAAUGUGAGAAUGAUGACUGAUGAAUUAAACUCAAAGGAACUACUUUGGGGGAUAUGGGGAGACCCCUCAAAAAUUGUAGGAUAAAGGAAUUUUCUGUGAGAAUUGUGAAAUUCAGUAAAGAUUUGGCAUUUAAUGAUACUAUGAAGACUAUCUGUUUGUGUAGCACUUUAUUGUUUAAAAUAACUAUGCAGAUGCUAGACGUAAAUGGGGUUUGAGAGGUAGUUGAGUCUAAGAAAACUGAGGUACCUUAAUUAACAUUAAGAUUUUUUCCUUGUGUGUCAGCCCCACCAUCACCAUUCCCACUCUGUGGCCUGGCGAUUCCUCUGUACCUCUUUCCCUUAUGUCUCAAGUGCAUUUGUUCCCUUCUUUAUUUUCUCUGCUUUCCCCCAACCUCAGAGGGAUGGAAGUGCAGUUUUUACAACGUAUUUUAUGUCCCAUACAGUUACUUUAAAAGCAUGUAAAUCAAACAUUUUCUCUUUUUUUCCUCACCCCGACAUGGGAAGAGGAGAACACAUCUAGGUUAAUUUAGUCUUUUUUUUUUUUUUGCAUUAAACAGCCUGCUUAUUUCUAUAAAAUUAAGAGGGAAAAGUACUCCUUUCCAUAACCCAGAUAUUUACCAUUUCCAUUGUUCUUCAUUAUUUCCUAAAUAUCCAUGUUCUUCAUUAUUUCCUAAAUAUCCAGGUUUCAAUCCAUUUCAUUUCCUAUCACACUGAAGAAAUUCCUUUGGCACUUUUUUGUAGUGCAGACCUGCUGGUGAAAAAAGUUCCUUAGUUUUCAUUGACCUAAAAAAAUGUUUUGAUUUAACCUUCAUUCUUCGAAGAAUAUUUUUGGUUGAUGAUAAAAUUCUGUUUUGAUACUUUCUCCCUCUUCUGGGCACUUACUUUAUUAAGUGUUAUUUUUGUUCUUAUUUUGUUAGAACAAGACAGAUCCUGUUCCAUGGUCUUUUGGUCUUCAUACUUUCUUGUGAUAAGUCAGUUUAUUUCAAUCAUUGCUCUUCUGUAUUUUGUUUUUCUCUGCAUGCUUUCAAGAUUUUUAUCUGGCUUUCAAAAGUUUUACUAUAGUGUGCCUAGGUAUAGUUUUAUUUAUAUUUCAUCCAGCUUGUGGUCUGCUGAGAUUAUUGAAUCUGAAAAUGUAUGCCUUUCACCAAAUUGAGGGUAUUUUUAGCCAUUUUCAAAUUCUUAAAAAUUAAAUAUAGUUGAUAUACAAUAUUCAGGUAUAUAACAUAGUGAUUCAACAAUUAUAUCCAUUUCUAAAUGCUUCUCACAAUAAGUGUAGCUGCUGUCUGUCAACAUACAAACAUAUUUCAAUAUUAUCAACUGUUUCCUAUGCUAUACUUUCAUUCCCAUGACUAUUUUAUAAUUGAAAGUUUGUGCCUCUUCAUUCAUUCUCUUAUUGUUAGCAGCUUUGACAGUCCUUUUUGCCAUACUGACUCAGGAAAAGAGCCCACAUUUCAUAAGAAGAAAAAGAUGUGACUUACUGUGCUUUAAAUGUCAGCACCACAAAGGGCAGGAUCUCAUCUGUCUUGCUCACUUCUCUAUCCUGAAUGCUCCAUACAGUGCCUGACACACAGUAGAUGUAUAGUAGAUAUUUGUUAAUGAGUGACUCAUUUCUACCCACAUCACUAUGAUCUCUCCAGCUACUUGAAUUCGGGCUUGACUCCCAGCCCGUUCUGUGUCAGUACUAAAAAACAUAUUACUUCCUAUAUCACAUUCCAUAUCACUUCUGAAUUAACCACGUUUUUGCUUCAAGUAGAUUGGUUCAUGGUUCAUCUUCUAUUGGCAGUUCUCUAGGCCAUUGUUUUAUAAUACACAGUUGAAUGCUUAAUGGUAAAUACAGAGCAUGUAUACAUUCAGUGUUCUACUGAUUAUCAAGGAAAUAAAUAUUCUUUGGUUUGACAUGAUUUAUUCUUAUGAACUUGUGUUGGAAGCCAAUGGUUACACGUUUUUUUCUACUUAAUCUCUUCUAACUUUUCCUCCUGAGGAUUAAUACCAAGUAUACUAGUCUACAAUUUUUAGAACUUCUAUGCUCCCUUUCUCUUUUCUCUUUUCUGAACAUGGCAUUAUUUACCCAACUCUGGGCUUAAUGGAUGGUACUUUUACUGAUGUCAUGAUUUCACAAAGAACAGCUUUGUAAUUGUAUCUUAAAUUCUUUCAAUAUCAUAAACCAAAGAUUUUAAACUUUGAAAAAAAAAUAUUGAAGUUCCUCAAAGAGCUUUUGUUUAUGAGGGUUAUGUAAACAUUUACCAUGUUAGAAAUUGACAAACUACAAAAUAUUUAUUUACUAAUUUAUUUUAAAAUAACAAUAAACCAAUUUCAUGGUAACAUAAAUAGUACAUAUUUUAUGAAAAUUAUUUUCCAAAACAGUAAUUAAUGAGAAGAAUAAUGUUUUACACUCUUUAAUAUCUGGCUUAAUAGAAUACAGCCAGAUUCUCACAUCUGUUUCUGCAUUCAUUCUGUUUGCUAUGUUGUUUAAAGUAUAUGAAGAAAAUUUAGCCUCACACAGAUACCUUGUUGGAAAAGGGAGGAAUGUUUUAAUAACCUUUUUUUGUGACUGUAGAUUUAUUCUUGGACACUGUACCAACACUGAACAAGGGGUAAUUUCUAAAUAGUUGGUUGCAGUGUAGACUCUAACACCAUAUGAUGAAACUUUGCACUGAGUUACAUUAAAACCCAUUGGUCUACCUUG